GUGAUUGUGAAAUGGUGUUUGUACCUUAGCAACAUAACUGCAGAGGCCAUGAAUGGAUUAUUAUAAUACUUCGAAUGUGAUAAGGUCUUGACUCUUCAUAGUACUUCACAGAACGUGAACGUGAACGUUUUUUGAACUUAGAACUCUAAUUAAUGGUAUUGAAGUUCAACAAGCUGAAUACACUGAUCCCAUAGCUCACCCUCUUCUAAAACGAAGAUAUGCAAAACAAAAGCAACGAAGGCAGUCUUUCUUUUUCACUAACUGUUGAUUGUGAUGGACAGUCAGGAUAGGUUCUAUCUUGCUACCGUAGUACUGUAGUAGUAAACGCGUGUUGUUGACCACAUUAUGUAAAUUAGCUUGUCGUCCCGUACACACACCAAGCCUCUUGAAAACACUUUAUUCGUUUGUUUGCCGUUAAACAAUAACUUUUAAUCAUCCAUCAACUUGCCCCCUCCAUCAACAGUACACAUCGCUUUAUAUUGCCCGUGUAUUUGCACAGGACCUGACGUGUUUUUAUGGUUGCUUAGUAAAGGCAUGCUAUCGACUGUUUACAUAACGUUGCCAGGUUUAGUUUAGUCCUUUUGGUUGCGCGCAGCCAGUGGCGGAAAUAAGGAAGCAAAUCCGCCUCCUGUAGACAAACAAGGCAAAGGUCUCGGCGUCCUGGUGUUUGGACCGUAGCUUUUCACGCAAUCGCUGCGCACGGAACAUUGCAGUUUGACAACAAUGUCGGAAACGUAUGUGCGGCACACCACUACCUUAACUUUAUCUGAAGUCGUUGUGCAGAAUAAGCUUUUAAAAGAACUUUCGAGUAAGUUGGCGGAGAAUGAAAUUGAAGAGCUGAAGUUUCUUGUAAUCGACGUCUUCCCAAAGACAGAACUGUCUCGAAUCUACAAGGGGUUAGCCCUCUUUGUGUGUCAGCUGGGCUUCCUGGAAAAAUUGCUCCAAAUCAUAGGGAGAGAGGACUUGGUAAAAAUUAUGGAGGACACCUACAAGGACGAUGCAACAUGGCGGACAAAUCAACCUCUGUUCUUGAAUGAGCAUCCUACACCGUAUAGGACUCUUCUGUACGAGUUGGGGAAAGAAAUGAAAGAAGACGACAUGGAAAUCGUCAAGUUCAUGUUCAAGGAGGACCUGGGAGAAAGUAUCUUAGAGAAAGUGAGGAGUCCGUUUGACUUGUUGGAGACCCUGGAGGAUCACGGGAAAAUCGGGCCUCCCAACAACGUGGGUAAACUUGAGGAAGCAAUGAAGAUGGCGGGGAGAGACGAUCUGGUCAUCAAACUCAAAGAGUUCUCUUCUAAAAGUGAUGACGCUGCUAGACUGGCCAGGAGGCGGAAGGAUACACCGUGGGUCAGUAAGUCGCCGUUUGUAGCCUCCAAUCAGCCGCAAGUGGUGGAGGAAGAAGAAGAAGAGGAAGAAGACGAAGAGGGAGCAGCAGCCUCUUCAAACAGCGACAGCAAACGCCGCCUCUCCACUAUUCCCGAAAACGGCCCCAAACGUGCUGUCCUGGCCGGAAACAUGGGCGCCGUCCCAGAAGAAACUAGGGAACAAGACCAAGAGGACACAGGCAACCGUUCUUGUGAUAAAACUUCUCCAAAGGACAUUCCAACGACCACAUCAGGAAAGAAGAAAUCCUCAAAAUUUUGCGUGCUCUUAUAAUCAUUAUGAGAUCCGAUUUAAGUUUGAUACUAUAGGUGGCCAGUGUCACAAAUAUUGCAAGAAUUUCCCGAAUAUUGACAAGGAUAUUCAUGAAUAUCCAGCUAUGAUGUUUAAGAUACAUUGUACAUUGGUUUAUUUUAAUUGCUAACUUAGAACAACGCUCCAUGCUUAGAAUGAAGUAAGAGUCUUUCCACGAUGCAUAAAUGUAAGAUUAGUAAGCCACACAACACUUUCAGAAUGGUACAGUGAACAAGUUGUAUUGCACUAGUGUUGGGUACACAAUGUCCAUAAGGACUUUAUAUCAGUUGUCAGCACACUGUUUGUCUAUAGCUUCACCAACACAACAUUUUCAACUUUUUCAAUAUCUCGAUAUUUUUCAGGUGUUAUAGCUUAUGCAUAGAGUACCUACACCAACUGCUAACAGAGUUAACAGACUACCAGGAAUUGAGUGAUAUUUGAAGAAUAACCCAGAGUGUAUCUUCUUACUUAGUUGUCACAGUUACUUCUUCCAUUGAGUACACUACAAAUGUUAUAGUUAUACAUGCCAUAACCAUUGUACAGUCACUUCUAGAAGACAACAGAAAAAUGUAACACUCAUCUUCCCUUUUUACAUUUAUACUGUUCUGAGCUUUACUUUACACUAUGAACUGAAAUGACAUCCAUAUAACUUUUUUCAAGUGGGAUUUUAUCAUAACUGACAUCUCAUCAUGUUAUAAUCUAUGACAUAUGAGUUUCACAAAUCAAAAUACACCAUAGUGUUGAUAGGCUUGUACUGUACAAUUUUACAACCUUCUGAACUUUACAUGUUCCCAUUCAGCAUUUGAACCUAUUAUAAUUCUAGCAGUCACGA
Molecule: messenger RNA, 2506 nt
Organism: Branchiostoma floridae (Florida lancelet)
Lineage: Eukaryota; Metazoa; Chordata; Leptocardii; Amphioxiformes; Branchiostomatidae
Exons: 4
Coding region: 724-1656 (310 amino acids)
Biological process (GO): negative regulation of extrinsic apoptotic signaling pathway via death domain receptors
Molecular function (GO): protein binding
Source: RefSeq, a predicted model, not a curated record